AUGAAUCCAUACCAAGGUCCGCCACGUUACCUUCACAAUAUUGGAUUUAGCAACACCGCCCCACAAUCAUUUGGGAAUCCUAUGCCAAUGCAAGGUCUACCAACGAUGGGUUAUCCAGCACCCCAACCUGGUUAUCCCAAUCCCAAUACUGGAUCGGGCUAUCCUCAACAAUCUCAAGGCUAUUCUCAACCACAAGGUUAUCCACAAUCCAGUGGUUAUCCUAGCCAAGGCUACUCUCAACCUAACUCUGCUCAAGGUUACCCUUCUGCUCAAGGUUAUCCUGCUCAAGGUUAUCCUUCUGCUCAAGCUUAUCCCACUGCUCAAGGCUACCCCUCUGCUCAAGGCUAUCAAACGGCUCAAUCACAUCCUACAUCUACAUAUCCUCAAGGGUCUAGUUAUCAACAACCAAACCAGUAUCAAGGAUAUCCCCCCUCAGUACAAAGUCACCAGGCUUAUAAUGUGUCAUCAAGCCCUGUCCGUAAUGUACCAAAGUCAAAGCCAACGGUUGUGCCAGUAAACCCCUUCGACCCACGCGAAGAUGCAGCGAUCCUUCGCAAGGCGAUGAAAGGGUUUGGAACAGAUGAGAAGGCAAUCAUUCAAGUAUUGACCCGUCGCAGCAACGAGCAACGUCUACGCAUCGCCUUUGAGUUCAAGACUUUAUAUGGAAAGGAUCUUGUGUCAGACUUGAAAAGCGAGACAAGUGGGAAAUUUGAAGAUCUGCUAGUGGCCCUCAUGACGCCACUACCACAGUUUUACGCUAAAGAACUACACGACGCGACAGCUGGAAUCGGUACUGAUGAAGAUGUCCUCAUCGAGGUUAUGUGUACUAUGUCCAACCAUGAAAUUAAUGUCAUCAAACAAUCGUAUACUGCAAUGUACGGAACACUUCUCGAGGAUGACUUACGCGGCGACACUUCGGGCAACUUUAAGAGACUGAUGACUUCACUUUGCAUGGGUAACAGAGCUGAAGAUUUCCAUGUAGAUCAAGAGAGAGCCAGAGAAGACGCUAGGAGCCUGUUGCAAGCAGGGGAACUCCGUCUAGGUACAGACGAGUCGGUAUUCAACGCGGUGCUCUGUUCGCGUUCCUUCCCACAACUGGCCGCCAUAUUCCAGGAGUACCAGUUCCUGACCGGACACGAUAUAGCUGAUGCCAUCAAAGCAGAGUUCUCUGGUGACCUCGAGAAAGCUUUACGGGCUAUUGUGAAAGUGGUACGCAACAAGCCAUUGUUCUUCGCGGAACGCCUCCAUAAGUCCAUGAAGGGUUUGGGCACCAACGACCGCCAGCUCAUACGCAUCAUGGUGACGCGCUGCGAGCUGGACCUCGGCGACAUCGCCGACAUGUUCCACUCCAAAUAUGGUGAAACUUUGCAGAGCUGGAUAGAGGGCGACUGUUCCGGACACUACAAGAAGUGCUUACUGGGUUUGCUCGGCCUUUAU
Brenthis ino (lesser marbled fritillary) is the source of this 1437-nucleotide messenger RNA. NCBI's taxonomy places the organism in Eukaryota, Metazoa, Arthropoda, Insecta, Lepidoptera, Nymphalidae. The record is from the annotation of a GenBank genome assembly.